Molecule: messenger RNA, 1973 nt
Organism: Ostrea edulis (European flat oyster)
Lineage: Eukaryota; Metazoa; Mollusca; Bivalvia; Ostreida; Ostreidae
Product: transmembrane protein 192-like
Exons: 6
Coding region: 214-1005 (263 amino acids)
Cellular component (GO): lysosomal membrane; late endosome
Source: RefSeq, a predicted model, not a curated record
UAGGAUUACGAACCCGAUCACCAAUAAGUUAAUGUUUUCUAAUCAUAAUUCUUUAUAUAUGCAUGUUUAAAUUAAGAAACAAUAACUACGUAGUAAUUAGAAUGAGUCUUGUUAUGUAAUUCACCUUUGUAAUAGCUCCAAUUCAAAUUCCGGAAUUGAAACAAGUUGGGGAUUUCUUUUUAUUUUUACCUGAAGUCAUUUCCGAUUUGAGCCAUGGUUAGCUUGGGGUCAGAUUCGCGACAGACAGGGGGCUAUUUUUUCCAUGACCACGGCAGUGUCCAGGACAGUGACCGUGAUGAAUUACUUUCUGAAGCUCCCUCCCUUUCUGACACUAUUGACCCACCUUACAGAAAAAUUCACACAACAUGGACUGCUGGGCUGGAGAUUGUAGUCAUUGUUGUGGCAGAAGUUUGUAUGUUUGUGGUUCCAUUACAAGGGAUAUGUAACAAGUCCGUCUGUGCCAACCUUUCCUUCGUCUGCUACACACAUGGAGGCCUGUGGUUCCUCAUGCUGCUGUUUGAUUUCAUCUAUCAAAUUCAACACAGCAGGAACAGGAAACUGGGAUACCUGGAAUUUUACAGGAAAACUCGCAACAUCAGACGGAUGCCGUUACUGAUCAAUUCUGGAGCUAAUGCCUUGUUGGUGAUUGUUGUCUGUUUACGUCUUGAUUCUGUGACCAGCAACACAGACCAGAGACUUGCUCUACAGAUCGGAAUCUCAUUAGAAAUGGUGGCCAUCUUGGUUUUCUUAAUAUGGUACUUAGUGCUGUCCAUAACCUUUAACAACAGACAAGCAGGACCAGAUGUUGUCAGAGAGGAUCUCAUGAACAGCUUCAUGCAAACCAGCGUCUCCUCAGAAAUAGGAUACAAAGAUGACAGUUAUUCUGAUCAAGUUCUUGAGAGACAGGCAGACAUGAUUCGUUACCUAAAACAACACAAUGCACAGCUGGGAAAACGACUUCUGGUCCUGACAGAGGAAAAUAACAUGCUGAAAUCAAACCGUUGACACAAUCAAGAUCUGCACAAAGUAGCAGAGAGCUAUCAAACAAGGGAACAGUGCAAUGUGAUUUUAUUUUAUGCUUCGAGUCCAAUCAAGCCAGAGAAACCAUUCCAGUAUUCGAUAGUGUGUGGCGUUUAGUGUUGUGUCACCGUCUGACUUUACAUAAUUCAUACUGGGUGUACUGGUAAUCUUGAUAAUAUGAUAGUAUGUGGCAUUCAGUGUUACAUGUAUCACUAUCUGACUUUAUUUAAUACUUCCUGUUAAUAUGUUAGUAUGUGGCAUUCAGUGUUGUCACUAUCUGACUUUAUUUAAUACUUCCUGUUAAUAUGUUAUUAUGUGGCAUUCAGUGUUGUCACUAUCUGACUUUAUUUAUUACUUCCUGUUAAUAUGUUAGUAUGUGGCAUUCAGUGUUGUCACUAUCUGACUUUAUUUAAUACUUCCUGUUAAUAUGUUAGUAGGUGGCAUUCAGUGUUGUCACUAUCUGAUUUUGUGUAAUACGUACUGGAUAUACCGAUGAUCCUGUUAAUAUGAUAUUCUGUGAUGUUCAAUAUUGUCUUGCUGUCCAAUGUUGCGCAAUACUUCUUGGAUAUACCGACAAUGCUGUUAAUAUAUUCUGUGGUGUCCAAUAUUGUGUUGCAGUCUGACUCCAGUUACGUGUAUUGAAUAUACUGAUAAUUCUGUUAAUAUGAUAGCCUGUGUUCAGUGUUAUGUCAAACAGAUUCUACUUAGUAUGCAUUCAAUAUACUGACUUCAGUGUGAUUAUUACUGACACUGCUAUCGAUAUUUACAACCAUCCGAUAUACCGACUAAAUAGUUUUAUUCCACAUUCAUUACCAGGCGAUUGUGUGUAUACUGCUCGUUCAUUGCUGCUUUGUGUCCACAUGCUUGUUAUUUAUUCAGUUUUUACUCAUGUAUUUUAUGUUCCACUUUAUCAUAAUAUGUAGUCUUUUUUAAGGAUAAAGAUGUGAAAUUUA